This is a messenger RNA of Trematomus bernacchii (emerald rockcod), 2029 nucleotides long. Its product is annotated as glucocorticoid-induced transcript 1 protein. NCBI's taxonomy places the organism in Eukaryota, Metazoa, Chordata, Actinopteri, Perciformes, Nototheniidae. The record is from RefSeq and is a predicted model, not a curated record. Gene Ontology annotation, biological process: podocyte development. Bases 187 to 1659 code for a protein of 490 amino acids. The transcript has 9 exons. Gene Ontology annotation, cellular component: cytoplasm.
UUUAGUGAGUGGACAUGAUGGGGAAGAGAGCUUGAAAACAAGAAUUAAACGUCUCAAGAAGUAUCAUAAACAACUUUUAAAGUUACUAUUGUAGUUGUUCGUCAUGUGUUAGUAUCUUACAGAGAAGCAGCAACUUUGGCAGUACGUCUUUCUUCCUGUGAUAGGAAUUACAGCCAGUUUCGAAGGAUGUCAGCCCCCAGCAACUCGCUCCAGCAGCCGAGGGUAAGACGCAGCAAUGCGGGCUCCCCCGGCUCCUUCAACAACAACAGCAGCAGCAGCAGCAGCUGCCGUUUGCACCCCAUCCGAGCCACCGUGCCCUACCAGCUCCUGCGCGGGGGUCCGAGCAGCCCCACGCGGGGGUCGCAGACCCUUUACGGUGGAACCACGAACAGCCGAGGCUCCAGUCCCCCUUCCAGUCCCUCACUCAUUUCGGGAAGUGCAAAUGCUAAGCAAAGACUGUCCCCCGAAAAUAAGGACUCCUCCUGUCCCCCAGACUCUCCGGUUUCCAGAGCAGAAAGGUCCAAGUUACAGGUUCGAAGCUCCAGUGCCAUCAGGCGGACAUCUUCACUGGACGCCAUCACAGGGCCGUACCUCACCGGCCAGUGGCCUCGGGACUCCCACGGACCCUACCCCUCCUGUAUGAAAGACAAAGCCACACAGACUCCGGGUCUGUGGAUUGAUGAGGGAGCAGAACAGGGAAGUCCUCACCAGCGGUCAGCCUCCUGGGGCAGCGCGGACCACCUCAAAGAGCAGAUUGCUAAGCUGAGACUGCAGUUGCAGCGCAGCAAGCAGGUCAGCCGUCAGAGCAAAGACCGGGAGCAGAGCUCUCUGCAGCUGCAGCAGCAGGUGCAGCAUGGCACUACAUGCCCAUCACAGUAUAAAGGAACGUCAUCAGCCCUGUCAACAAUCCCUGUGCCAAAGUCCCUCAUAUGCAGGGUGCCGAGCAGUGUGGAGGGCAUCAGCCACGAGCUGGAGAAUGUGUUCAUCAGAGAGGACUGGGAGCAGGGCAUACAGGCCAUGGAUGUGGUAGAUGGCCGCCGCGCCCCCUUCCCUCCGCAUCACUACAGCAGCAACGGGGACACACGUGACACGGACACUCAAGCCCCUUCAAGCGGGGACUCGAGCCCCUCGCCCCGCCCCUGCAGCUCCGACCAGGCCCACUCUCCUGAUGGAAGCCCCUGCUCUGCAGAGGAAAUGGACAAAGACGGCCUGUGCAGUUCUCCUCUCCCCAAAUUUGCCACAUCUCCCAAACCUAACAACAGCUACAUGUUCAAACGGGAACCUCCAGAGGGCUGUGAGAAGAUCAAAGUGUUCGAGGAGAUGGUGUCUGGCAAAUCAAAAGGCUUCCCUCUCUUCUCGUGCCCCGACAAAAACAAGGUGAACUUCAUUCCCAGGGGGUCUGCCUUCUGCCCUGUCAAACUCCUCUGCACCUCCCUCUUCUCCCCCGUCUCUCCCUCGUCCUGCUCCUCCGCCACCCCCGGUCUCCAUGGCAACGACAGCCCAGGGCCUCAGGUGACCCCAGCUCUGCCCUGCGCACCACUAGCUACCUUCGCGGCCUCGGCUGACUGGAGCAGCGCCCCGAGCACAGGCCCAGAGAGCCAGAGCCCCGACACAGAGGCAGGGACAGAUGGCUCAGCACAGCUUGUCCUCACCAGCUAGUUCUCAGGUAUCUCUAACCAAACCACUUGCUAUAGUUAGGUGGUAUGGAUCGAAAAACUAAAAACAAAAAAAAAACUUGCACUUAUAUUAACGUUAGCCAGCAGGGAGUGUCCAGGUCGAGAAAGGACAAACACCAAGUGGGAUAACGAUACCAGCAUCCUGCUGCACAGGCACGGUGGUUUGGUCGUUGUGAGGAGUGUUCUGACCUUGGCCCCGCCUCCUUUCACCCAUCACUAACCUAGCCUUCUGCUCUGUACGGUGACAAAACACCCAUAACAAAAACAGCUACGCCUUCCUUGCAAAACAAAAUACUACUGCUAUAAUAAUUGUGACAGAUGACAAUAUUUUCAAGACUAAAUUACAAAAAAAA